AUGAAGACACCAGGCAAUGCCUGCAUGGUAUCGAAGCUGAUCUCCAAAGUUGCCAUGUCCAGUGAAUCUGAUUGUGAGACUGCAGGCCCCUCCUGCGCAAGCACAAGUUAUGGAACAGGAGCAUUGUCCAGCGGCCAAAAGUUGGAUCAGGCACAGGCCUUGAACCUCUUCUAUCAACACUUCCCUGUCACAGUUGAUGGACAAUCAAUCAAGAAGAAGGACAGACUACUGAUUGCAGGAAAGCAUGAGAGAUUCUGUUAUGACAAGUGGAGAAGCCAGCAAGGGAAAAUGAGACGGGAUUAUGUGAUCGCUCACUUCCCCAGAAGAGAACCCACUGCCAGAAGAGUAGAGAUAUACAUUGAACGGCAGAACUGGGAGAAGAACAAAGUGAAGGUGGAGGAUGUCCUUCGCUACUGGCGACCUUCAAGCAACGCUGACACAACAAGAUACAACAAGGCAAUUAUGAAACUGGUGAAGUCCCAGAAGUGGAAAGGACUGUACAUUGCCAGUGACCCUGUCAAAGGAAGAAAGGUCAUGACGACACGGACAUUUGCAAAAGGGGAAGUCAUCUGUGACUACCACGGUCUCCCAAUCUCAGGGAAGCAAGGGAAAAAACUUUUGGCAGCAACAGAUGAAGACGAGAUGGGGUACCUAUACUUCUACAAGGAUGUAUCAGGGAAAACGUGCUGCAUAGAUGCAAAGACUGUGCCCUGCCCUUGCCACCCAGAGAUGGACACAAUUGGACGGAGGAUCAACCACUCCAGAAAGAGGAGAAACAUAAAGGGUCAGCUUCAGCAAUUUGAAGAGGAUGGCGAAGUGUGGAACGUCAUCCUUUUCAUUGCCAAACGAGACAUUCCGGUGCAGGAAGAACUGUUAUUUGACUAUGGGGUGUCAAGAAAAUAUUUUGGUGGAGAACGAGAAGAUUUGGAACGGCUUGACAGCUAG
Messenger RNA from Coregonus clupeaformis (lake whitefish), 945 nucleotides. Its product is annotated as N-lysine methyltransferase KMT5A-like. The transcript is spliced from 3 exons. Gene Ontology annotation, molecular function: protein binding. Lineage: Eukaryota; Metazoa; Chordata; Actinopteri; Salmoniformes; Salmonidae. The record is from RefSeq and is a predicted model, not a curated record. The coding region runs from base 1 to 945 and encodes 314 amino acids.